Molecule: messenger RNA, 609 nt
Organism: Colletotrichum lupini
Lineage: Eukaryota; Fungi; Ascomycota; Sordariomycetes; Glomerellales; Glomerellaceae
Exons: 5
Coding region: 1-609 (202 amino acids)
Source: RefSeq, a predicted model, not a curated record
AUGGCGCUGGCGAAUGCGAAGAAAGAGGCCAAGGCUGGCGGGGUAUCUGAAAAGGACAAAAAGCCUGGCGGUCCUACUUCAACCCAACCAAUCAUCAACAAGGCAAGCUUUUCGGGGCACGUUCGGUUCUGGAUAGUAUAUCUAUUCAUUGACCUGCCCUCUGAGAAGGUCUCUACGACAUGUGGGAUCUUGGGAGACAAAGAGCCUAGCUACUGGACCACCUACAUUCAUGUCAUUGUAGGAUUCAUGGUUUCACCUGUCCUUCUCGUUGCUCGCCUCAUCCAGAUUUUUCUUUACAACACAAUCGAUUUGGGGCGACUGGCCUGGGGCCAAUACAAGCUUUUUGUUACAUCAGCAAAGCCGAAGAAGCAACAGUUGAAGCGGAAUUGGCUGACAGACACCACGAGUAUACAUCGGUCGCUCAAGGAAAAGGUUGCAGAAGUGAAAGAACGCUUAUCAGACCAGCAGAUAAGUAAGAACGAACCGAGCAGUACUGCUCAUUUCAGUUACAUACCGGUAAAUGUCAAGAGCAUUAGACUUGCACCCUCGUUCGAUGUAACCACAGUCUCUCAAAAUACUGUUCAAGAGCAUCCGGCAAGACUCGUGUGA